CUGGCCUAGAAGGGCGCAGGGAGCUGAAGGUAACUGAGUGGCAGCGAUCGAGUCCCGGGGAAGUCUGUCACGGAGUCACCGUGAAAAACACCAUCAGCCACAAAAUGCCGAAUAAAACUAAAAAGGAAAAGGAGCCAACCAAAUCUGCCAAAAGCAGCACUAAAAACAGUAAUGCCAACACUGGGAAAGACACAGGAACUGAAAAUGCAGAUGAGGCCCAGCAGCAGCAGACAGCCAGCAAGCGUCCCAGCAACAGCACCCCGCCGCCCACCCAGCUAAACAAGAUCAAGUACUCUGGCGGCCCCCAGAUCGUCAAGAAGGAGCGCCGCCAGAGCUCGUCACGAUUCAACCUCACCAAGAACCGGGAGCUGCAGAAGCUGCCUGCGCUCAAAGAUGCGCCCCCUAUCGACCAGGAGGAGCUGUUUGUGCAGAAGCUGCGGCAGUGCUGCGUGCUCUUUGACUUCAUCACGGACCCCCUGAGCGACCUCAAGUACAAGGAAGUGAAGCGGGCCGGCCUGAACGAGAUGGUCGAAUACAUCACACACAACCGCGACGUGGUCACGGAGUCCAUCUACCCCGAGGCUGUCAUCAUGUUUUCAGUGAACCUGUUCAGGACGCUGCCCCCGUCCUCCAACCCCACAGGAGCUGAGUUUGACCCAGAGGAGGAUGAGCCCACGCUGGAGGCAGCCUGGCCCCACCUGCAGCUGGUGUAUGAGUUUUUCUUACGGUUCCUGGAGUCGCCUGAUUUCCAGCCUAAUGUCGCCAAAAAAUACAUUGACCAAAAGUUUGUGAUGUCCCUCCUGGAGCUGUUCGACAGUGAAGAUCCCAGGGAGAGGGACUUCCUCAAGACCAUCCUGCAUCGGAUCUACGGCAAGUUCCUGGGCCUCAGGGCCUACAUCCGCAGACAGAUCAACAACAUCUUCUACAGGUUUAUAUAUGAAACGGAGCAUCACAACGGAAUCGCAGAGCUCUUAGAAAUCCUAGGAAGCAUCAUCAACGGCUUCGCCCUCCCACUGAAGGAGGAGCACAAGAUGUUCCUGAUCCGCGUGCUGCUGCCCCUCCACAAAGUCAAGUCUCUCAGCGUGUACCACCCGCAGCUGGCCUAUUGUGUGGUGCAGUUCUUGGAAAAGGACAGCAGUCUGACUGAGCCGGUGAUAAUGGGCCUGCUGAAAUUCUGGCCCAAGACCCACAGUCCGAAAGAGGUGAUGUUCCUCAACGAGCUGGAGGAGAUCCUGGACGUCAUCGAGCCCUCUGAGUUUGUCAAGGUCAUGGAGCCGCUCUUCAGACAGCUGGCCAAGUGUGUGUCCAGUCCACACUUCCAGGUGGCAGAGAGGGCGCUGUACUACUGGAAUAACGAGUACAUCAUGAGUCUGAUCAGUGACAACGCAGCCAAGAUCCUCCCCAUCAUGUUCCCUGCUCUCUACAAAAACUCCAAGAGCCACUGGAACAAAACAAUCCAUGGUCUGAUCUACAACGCUUUGAAGCUCUUCAUGGAGAUGAACCAGAAACUGUUUGAUGACUGCACUCAGCAGUACAAGGCAGAAAAACAGAAAGAGAAGUACAAGCUUAAGGAGAGGGAGGAGAUCUGGCACAAGAUCGAGGAGCUGGCCAAGCAGAAUCCCCAGAUGACCAAGGUCUCCUUGCGGCCGGGCCUCCACCCACAGGAAGAGUACAUGAUGUACAAUGAGAGUGCAGGAGGAGUGCCCCUAUACUCUAUGGAAAUGGAGACGCCCACUGCCGAGGACAUUCAGCUGCUGAAGAAGACUGUUGAGACCGAGGCCACACAGGUAUCAGCACACUCACAGGGGAUGAAGGAGAUCAAGAAGGACAAGGCGCUGAUGCGACGGAAGUCCGAGUUGCCGCAGGACGUGUACACUAUAAAAGCCCUGGAGGCGCACAAGAGAGCGGAGGAGUACCUGACGGCCAAUCAGGAAGCCCUCUGACCAGGGAACAGUGGGGGCCCCCUCUGCUAACUCCUCCCCCUCCUCCGUCUUUUAUCCAUCCACCAAUCAAUCGCCUGCUGUACACCUGACCGCCCGCCUUCUUUUCACCCGCGCCCCUCUUAGUUUCCCACCUCUGCUGGAGAGAGCCCUGUCGUCAGAACACCCGGUCAUCACGAACUGUAAAAUGCCAACAAAUACCCGCCCUACACACACGCGCGCGUAUAUACAUACAUACACACACACACACACACACACUGUAAUCUGAGAGUACAGUGGGACGAUCAUUAGGUUGCACGCGGACAGCAAUCAGUUCCACAAAUAAUUGUGUAGGCCUCUGUGAAGCAUGUUUGUUUCAUUUUUGUUUCGGUCGGAGUUUGGAUUUGUUUCCGAUUUUCCUCAUGUUGGUCCACCCUUGUUUCUUGCUGUGCAAAGAGAGUACUGCCCCGACAUACCCCCGACACCCCAUGUAGGGGCAAGUCAGUGUUCUUCUGCUUUGUGGAAGUGGCGUGAGGGUUCAAAACGUUCUGGAGAUACAUAGCCUUUGUUUUAGCUAGCUUGUGUACAGGCAGGGUGAAUGUAUGUUUCUUGUACAUGGGGCAGCAGUUCUUCUCUGUCCGAAUAGCACCCAGCUAGCAAGAUCCAGGGAUUUAAUUGUUCAAGACAACAAGCCCCCUAAGCUCUCAAAGGCAAUGGAAAAGAGCUCAACAAAUUUGAGACUAUCACCUUUGAAACGAAUUAAUGACCCAGUUAUACCUCACGUGAAUUUUGGUUGCUCACAUUUGAGGACAUUGUGUGUCCUAACAUUGUUCAUGUCUUUGCAUCCCCAACUCAUGGCCUUACAGUGUCUGUCGAAGAACCAUCUCCCCUGGUUGGUUAUUUGUAAGCUAACGGCAUGAUUGUAAAACCCUAAAUGAUUGGAUUAUGUACGAAUCAAUGAGAAACAAUCACUGUACACUCAGAUGCAGGUGCUCGCAUGGAGUUCUAGGAGUGUUUUUUGUGUUCUGGUCUGUUUCUGACUUGUGUUUUUAAAUGUUUUGCUGUUCACUAAACGGAUAUGGCCAAAUACAGUAGAUUUAUUUUUGUCCUGUUAACUCCAAGGUAGUCCACUCUUAAAAGCACGUCACAAUCCAAACACCGAAUGUCCGUAUUAUCCGUACAAAGAGUCUUGCAAAAAAAAAAAUCUCAACUUGGCUGUAGAAGAGUUUCAUGCAAAAAUGUUGUAUUUUUGAUAAUUAGAGGGGGUAGCUCAAAAGUGAAUCAUGUCACUGUGUCAAAAUGAGACCUUCAGAGAACCUUUCAGUCAGAGGUGGACAGGAUGUCAGGGGUUUGUUCCUCAUGCUGUAGCCAUGUUGGACCGUAGGUUGCAGAUAUAUUCUUUAUUUGAGUGUUUUCCACAGACGCCGCCAUAGUUAUUACCAAUAACAAUA
Molecule: messenger RNA, 3370 nt
Organism: Osmerus eperlanus (European smelt)
Lineage: Eukaryota; Metazoa; Chordata; Actinopteri; Osmeriformes; Osmeridae
Gene: ppp2r5d
Product: protein phosphatase 2, regulatory subunit B', delta
Exons: 17
Coding region: 105-1943 (612 amino acids)
Biological process (GO): signal transduction; protein dephosphorylation
Cellular component (GO): cytosol; protein phosphatase type 2A complex; nucleus
Molecular function (GO): protein phosphatase activator activity
Source: RefSeq, a predicted model, not a curated record